UCACCAAAGAAACAACCUCUUCUCAUUAUGUUGCUAAAGCCAAUCUCCUAAGCCUAUACUAACUGUGUAUAGAAAAGAACCAAAAAAAAAAAAAAAAUGAAAAGGUCUUCAACCUGUUCUUCUUCCUCUAAUUCUUCCAUAGCCUCACUUUCAUCACCAUCAUCACCAUCAUCAUCAUCAUUAUCAUCAUCAUCAUCAUCUGAGUCUCCUCAAAAUGUUGUAUCAGUGGUAUCAGAGAAACCCAAGGGUAAAAGGGUCAGAAAGAAUCAAAACCAGAAAUGCAUCUCCAGUAAUGCUAACACUAACAGAAGAAGCUCCAUUUACAGAGGAGUCACCAGACAUAGAUGGACCGGGAGAUUUGAGGCUCACCUUUGGGACAAGACAUCAUGGAACAACAUUCAAAACAAGAAGGGAAGGCAAGGUAAAUAAAUAAAUAAAUAAAUAAAUUUCAAUUAAUUAAAUUCUUCUUUUUUUAAUUUAUGGUUUUGUUUCAGUUUCUAGUCAGAAUACUGACUGUGUUUUUUGUUAUUCCUUGUAUCGAGCAUGCAUUUACACUUUUGUCUCCUCCUUCAGUUUAUUUGGGGGCUUAUGAUAGUGAGGAAGAUGCAGCUAGAACCUAUGAUCUCGCAGCACUCAAGUAUUGGGGACCGGAAACCACCUUGAAUUUUUCGGUAGAGAGAUAUGGAAAAGAGAUUGAAGAAAUGAACAAGGUAUCAAAGGAAGAGUAUUUGGCAUCCUUACGGCGGCGGAGCAGCGGAUUUUCGAGAGGAAUUUCAAAAUACCGCGGGGUUGCUAGCAGGCAUCACCACAAUGGGAGAUGGGAAGCACGAAUUGGUCGAGUUUUUGGGAACAAAUAUCUCUAUUUAGGAACUUAUAACACAGAAGAGGAAGCUGCGGCAGCAUAUGAUAUGGCAGCAUUGGAAUAUAGGGGAGUCAAUGCCAUCACCAAUUUUGAUAUUAGCCAUUACGUUGAACGUUUGAAGCAGAAAGGGAUUUUAUUUCUCGAUCCAACGCCCGAACAAAGUCCCAGCUCGGUUGAAGUUGGACCAAUAGAAGUCGAACAACAACCGCAACAAGGAUAUGAAGCUGCUGAUGAACAUCAACAUUUUCAGAACAUGCAAAUGCAGCUGCCUCUAUGCAACGAUAAUGCGACGACAAUGGUGGGAACGGAGACGACCGAUGGCAACGAGCUAGCAUGGAGUUUCUGCAUGGAUUCAGGGUUGACAUCGUUUUUUUCGCCGGAGUUUCCGAACGUGUUCGAUGAUAUAGGGUUUGAGGAUAAUAUCGAUUUGUUAUUCGAUUUAGGGAAUAACAAAAAUGCAGUCGGCCGAAAAUGCUUGUCGGAUGAGGCAAGUUGUGUUGAAGUUGGUGAUUCCUCAACAACCUUCUUGUGAUUGCAUUGUUUAAUGGUUUUCCAUUUUGGGGUUAAGAGUUGGGAUUGUUGGGACUUUGGUGGUGGAUGGAUAUGCCAAAGAUUCAAUAUAUAUAUAUGCAUGUAUUUCUUUUCUUUAAUUAAAUUAAAAUGAAAAGAGAAUAGAGGGACCAAAAAGAAAAGGUAAAGUUUUCUCCUUUUGGUUUUUUUGUUUAA
Messenger RNA from Gossypium arboreum, 1588 nucleotides. Its product is annotated as ethylene-responsive transcription factor WRI1-like. The transcript has 6 exons. Gene Ontology annotation, molecular function: DNA binding; DNA-binding transcription factor activity. Bases 480 to 1394 code for a protein of 304 amino acids. The record is from RefSeq and is a predicted model, not a curated record. NCBI's taxonomy places the organism in Eukaryota, Viridiplantae, Streptophyta, Magnoliopsida, Malvales, Malvaceae. Gene Ontology annotation, biological process: regulation of DNA-templated transcription.